UGUCUCUUGUGUCACACGUCGGAAUUGCGUCGAGCUGAUACUUAGGAAGGAUAAAAAGCCUCGGCAAUCGAAGUCGACUUUGCACCCAAAUCACUUCACCUCCUCCGUUCUUCUCGGGCUGAUCAUGUUGGAGAUGUGACAUUAAAUGACUUCAAAUGCAACAACACCAUAUAAUAAUGCCACUCCAUUUUUUCUUCCUUCGCAUGCCCACAGUUCACAUCGAUUGUGUGCCAAUAACCCACCCACCCUUCUUCUUCUUCUUCAAACCACAUAUAGUAUAUACAAAUGAUCUCUCUCUGUGAUGCCGUGUUGAUCUCUUGCACCUCUUCUUUAAUCGAGUCACUGUGCCACUGGAUCCAACCUUGCCGAGCUCCCUCCUCAUUUCACCUCGAUGAAGAACAGCAGCAGCAGCCCAACUCAAAGCUCCAUGGAGAUCCAGAUCCAUUGCCCCGCCCCUGCAACGAAGCUGCCGCGCAAGGUCUGUGCACCCGAGGAAGUCACCCUCCUGCUCAGGAUCUUAGCUCUACUGUUUCUUCUCCUCGUCGUCAUGUCCAUCGCUACCACCUCCAUGGACGACGAGCGGUUGCGGUCCUGGAGGUUCAGACCGCGCGAGGACGACCACGACUCCAUGGCUUAUCAGCCACCGGCCGACCUGAUGCACAACAUGAGCGACGGUGAGCUGUUCCAGCGUGCAAUGGACGUCAGCCAGUUGAGCCGGCACCGUCUCGGAAUGGUUCCCAAGAUCGCCUUCAUGUUCUUGACCAAGGGAGCUUUGCCGCUGUCGCCGCUCUGGGAGAAGUAUUUUGCCGGUCACAGUGGACUCUACUCCAUCUACAUACAUCCCCGUCCGUCGUAUCACGCCGACAACGCGUCGAGUUCCGUGUUCUACAGGCGGCAGAUCCCGAGUAAGGUGGUGAACUGGGGGAGUCUGUCCCUGGUGGACGCUGAGAGACGACUCCUCGCGAACGCGUUGCUCGACCUCUCGAACGAGCGAUUCGUGCUGCUGUCGGAGUCCUGCAUCCCGCUCUUCAACUUCAGCUUCACCUACCAACACCUGAUGAGCUCCAGGUACAGCUUCGUGGACGCCUUCGACGAGCCCGGCCCGGCGGCAAGGGGGCGAUACCAGCCGAAGCUGGCGCCGGAGAUCAACGUGACGGAGUGGCGCAAGGGCGCGCAGUGGUUCGAAGCGAGCCGCCAGGUGGCUGUGAUCGUCGUCAACGAGACCCACUACUACGCCAAGUUCGACGAGCUCCGCGACGUGAUGUACCUCCAGGACGAGCACUACAUACCCACCAUCCUCACCAUUAAGGCGCCACAUCUCAUCGCCAAUCGAACGCUGACAUGGGCGUACUGGACCGGAGGACCGCAUCCGGAAACUUUCGGGAAGGAUGACGUGAGCGAUGGGUUCCUGAGGAAGAUAAACCAGGAGAAGAAUUGUUCCUACAAUGACCAGCCAUCGACAGUCUGCUACCUGUUCGCCAGGAAGUUUGCUCCCAGUGCACUGGAGCCUCUGCUGAAGCUGGCACCCACUUCUCUUGGGUUUGGGUAGAGCGAAGACAUGAUGAUGAUGAUGAUGCCCAAGUUACAGAGCAUUGGGAAAGAGGAUGAGAUUGAGAGAUCACAACAUCGAGGCAUGAACAGAUGAACAUGAUCAUCGACAAAUGUAACCACAAAACUCAGAAAUUUCUAAUAAUAAUAUUUAUACACUGUGCAUUACUCUUGACAAGGCCACGAAUCCAACUCCUCAUGAAGAACAUGCAUUCCAAGUCCUGUUCUGGUUCAAGAACUUUGCUCCUGGAAGACGGAAGGAGUCUUAAUGAAACAGGAACCUUGUUCGUCAUGGAGAAUUAAGGUCAAUACUACUCAUGGAAGAGCUACAGCACCAAAUGAACCGAAAUGGAAAACUGGCCACAGCUCAGAUUACAUCGCCACUGGCUUCUUCUUCUUCUUCUUCUUCUUCUUCUUCUUCUUCUUCUUCUUCUUCCUUCUUCUUCUUCUUCGCUUCUUUGCACAGCAGACAAAAACCUUGUCGAAGUUAAAGCAGACGCCUGUGGAUUUAACGGAGACAGUGCUCGAAGCCCAAACAAAGUUGACCGGCCGCCAACCGCGGCUCCUUGUCGACUGCUCUCCUCCGUUGCGUUCUAGGCUUCUGCGCUGCUCGUCUUGCA
This is a messenger RNA of Musa acuminata AAA Group (dessert banana), 2168 nucleotides long. RefSeq names its product glycosyltransferase BC10-like. NCBI's taxonomy places the organism in Eukaryota, Viridiplantae, Streptophyta, Magnoliopsida, Zingiberales, Musaceae. Gene Ontology annotation, molecular function: glycosyltransferase activity. The record is from RefSeq and is a predicted model, not a curated record. Gene Ontology annotation, cellular component: membrane. The transcript has 2 exons. Bases 392 to 1549 code for a protein of 385 amino acids.